Messenger RNA from Colletotrichum phormii, 1233 nucleotides. Its product is annotated as Fructosamine kinase-domain-containing protein. The transcript is spliced from 3 exons. The record is from RefSeq and is a predicted model, not a curated record. Bases 1 to 1233 code for a protein of 410 amino acids. Lineage: Eukaryota; Fungi; Ascomycota; Sordariomycetes; Glomerellales; Glomerellaceae.
AUGGAGACACCCACAGCGUUUCCCGGCGAAUCCCAAAAGCACAGCAAGAUAAUUCUCAUCGGAAAGGAUGACGGCAAUGCGACCGGUUUCGAAGUCAAUGACAAUACAUUUCUUGUCCCUCUUGAACAUCACAAUGUCGACUCCGAGCUCCAUCUAAGGAACCAGAAGCUGCGAGCUCGCCAGGAUCGCAAAUUUCCUACGGAAGAAGCCAUUGAGGAGGCUCUCCCGGAGGGAUUCUCGAUCGACUCAGCUGAGAGCUUUGGUUACAGUGCGUGGGCAAUUACGGGCAAGCUUGUUGCCCGUUCGUCGAACUCUGAGAAGGUCUUUUUCAUCAAGGCCGCGUACGGGGAAACCGGCAGAGUCAUGCUUCUCGGCGAGUUCGAAUCAUCCAAAACCAUCUAUAAACUGAUGCCAGACUUUAUCCCGGAGCCUUUUGGGUAUGGAAAGUAUAAGAAAGCAGAACUGCCCACGUACUUCUGCAUGUCGGAAUUUGUUGAUUUCGAUGUGACAAGAGCACAAGAUCCCGCGAACUUCUGCAAACGCCUGGCCGAAAUGCACGAGACGAGUCAGAACCUCUCAGACAGAUUCGGUUUCCGCGUCACGACUUGCGAUGGUAACCGUCCGCACAACGUUGAGUGGGAACAAAGUUGGGCGGAGUUCUAUCGGAUGUUGCUCCUUCACACACUUAGCUUGGAUAUCAAGAAAAAUGGCAGUUGGGACAAGUAUGAGCGUGCAGCACACCAAGUAGCUUCGAAGGUGAUCCCGCAACUGCUGGAAGGAUUAACAUGGAAGGGACAACCGAUCAAGCCUAGUCUAAUUCAUGGCGACCUAUGGGAAGGAAACACAGGCAUCAGCAAGCGGACGAACUUACCGAUGCUCUUCGAUGCCGGAUCGUACUUUGCUCACAACGAGAUGGAGCUAGGGCAUUGGGCCUCUGAGUUUUCGCCAAUAUUUGGGAAGCAGGCGUACAUGGACCGGUACCUUGCAUGCUUUCCGAAAGCAGAGCCGGUCGACGGGUUCGACGAUCGAAUUCAGCUCUACAGCCUGAAAGGUGGCAUCAACUACUCCGCUGGCCAUCGUGGUAGCCGACUCAGAACUUCGGCUUACAAUAGCAUUCUUUACCUCUGCGAGAAGUAUGCUCCGAUCGACGGCGUUGAUAAAUACGAUGAAUCGAUCGACCCGAUCAAGACUGGAGCAAAGAUUGUAUCCCACGAAGAGCUCAGAAUGAGUUGA